AUGUUCCUCUGCAUUCUGCAGGGGUCUGCAGUCAGACCCCUUUCAGCGAAACCGAAGACUCGUGACUCCCAGGAUGGAAAAGCUCCAUGGAGGAAAUCCAUCUUUGAUCUAAAAUCCAGUGGAAUUCUUGAGACGGAAGAGAUUGUUGGGAAAGUUGUUGAAAAAUCCGAGCUGCUCAAAUAUGACACCAAGACAAAGAAAGGGACGUCUUAUUUUUUUCUGGGCGUCGCCGACGAGUCGGCCAGCAUCAAACUGAUGGUGUGCGGAAAAGAUCACCAUCGAAAAGUCAAAGAGGGGAGCUCCUACAUCUUCAGGAAUCUAACACAAGAUGGAAUAUAUGUGAAGGUCAACGCAUCGAGCAAAGUGUCAGAAACAAAACCUGUCAUCGUCCCGGAGGAGUUCGAGAGAGAAGCUGAGAGACUGGUUUAUCCUGAGAGUCCGCUUACCUCCAUUAAAGACAUCAAAUCAUCUCGUCCCCAGACACACGUGAGCGUCAAAGGAACCGUCACCGAGAUCUAUCCCGUCAACAAAGUGAAGGUGCAACACAAGGAGAAGAAGACGAAUCAGCGAAGCUUCAAACUGAGUCAGGAAGAUGAGGAAAUCAGCGUCACCAUGUGGGACGAGGCCACCGAGCAGAGCAAAGACCUUUCAGUCGGAGACGUCCUUCUUCUUGAAUACAUGAAGCCCAAUGAGUGCCGUGAGAAAGUGUCUCUCAACUCAGUUCCUCAAAAUGUAGACUUUUUUACUCAAAAUCACAAAAUGUAGAGUUUUUCUUCAAAAUCGCAACAUUUUGACUUUGUCUUCAAAGUUCUGGCUGUGAUAAUAAAACACAAUAACAUAAGUAAUGUUCCCUCUCGG
Gymnodraco acuticeps is the source of this 858-nucleotide messenger RNA. RefSeq lists its product as uncharacterized. NCBI's taxonomy places the organism in Eukaryota, Metazoa, Chordata, Actinopteri, Perciformes, Bathydraconidae. The record is from RefSeq and is a predicted model, not a curated record. The transcript is spliced from 4 exons. Bases 1 to 765 code for a protein of 254 amino acids.